AUGGCCGACGCGGUAGAAGAUGCCGGCUCCGUUUCCGAGCCCAUGGACCUCGUCCGCCUUUUGCUUGAUGAGGUUGUCUGUGUCAAGCUGAGAGGUGAUCGCGAGCUCAAGGGCCGUUUGCACGCCUACGACUCCCAUUGCAACCUAGUCCUCGGAGAAGUCGAAGAGACCAUUUACGUUGUUGACGAUGAAGAUGCCGAUGAGGAUGAUUUGAAGACCAUCUCCCGCAAAUCCGAAAUGCUCUUCGUCCGCGGCGACUCGGUCGUGCUCAUCUCGCCUUAUACCCGAUCUUGA
This is a messenger RNA of Sordaria macrospora k-hell, 294 nucleotides long. RefSeq lists its product as uncharacterized. Gene Ontology annotation, biological process: mRNA splicing, via spliceosome; P-body assembly. Gene Ontology annotation, cellular component: P-body; catalytic step 2 spliceosome; precatalytic spliceosome. Gene Ontology annotation, molecular function: RNA binding. Lineage: Eukaryota; Fungi; Ascomycota; Sordariomycetes; Sordariales; Sordariaceae. The record is from RefSeq and is a predicted model, not a curated record.